Acanthosepion pharaonis is the source of this 714-nucleotide messenger RNA. The record is from the annotation of a GenBank genome assembly. NCBI's taxonomy places the organism in Eukaryota, Metazoa, Mollusca, Cephalopoda, Sepiida, Sepiidae.
AUGCUGAGUUUCCUCUGCUUUUCCAAAUAUUCUACACAUCGCAGGAUCCACAAUAUUGUCAAUAUAAAAUCUGACAUAAUUUCGUUCUCAGAGCGUGUACUUGUGCAGCAAGAUUCUGUUUCUGUCUUCAAGUCUCCUUUCAUACACCAUAACCAUGUUUCUUUUCCUUCCUUCAAGAUUCCUUUCUUCCUCUGUGUCCAUAUUUUUAUUGCUUUCUACACAUCUCCUUUCUUCCUCCAUGCCCAUGUUUUUCUUUCAUCCUUCAAGUGUCCUUUCUUCCUCCUUUCCCAAUUUUUUUUCCUUCCAUCAAGUCUCCUUUCUUCCUCUAUGUUCAUAUUUCUCUUCAUUCUUUACAGUCUCCUUUCUUCCGCCAUGCCUAAAUUUUUAUUCCUUCCUUCAAGUCAUCUUUCUUCCUCCAUGCCCAUGUUUCUCUUCCCUCUUUCAAGUCUCCUUUCUUCAUCCAUGCCCAUAUUUCUAUUCCUUCUCCUUUCUUCCUCCAUGUUUCGCUUCCUUCCUUCGUCUCCUUUCUUCAUCCAUGUCCAUAUUUCUAUUCCUUCCUUCUCCUUUCUUCCUCCAUGUCCAUGUUUCACUUCCUUCAUUCAAGUCUCCUUUUUGGCUCCAUACCCUUGUUUUCAUUUUAUCAAUUUUCCCAUUACGCUCUUUUUGCAUAUCUAUAAUUACUUUCUCCUUCCAAACUCCUGUGUUACUUUCUAA